Glycine soja is the source of this 777-nucleotide messenger RNA. Its product is annotated as protein CutA, chloroplastic-like. The coding region runs from base 52 to 561 and encodes 169 amino acids. Gene Ontology annotation, molecular function: copper ion binding. The transcript has 6 exons. Gene Ontology annotation, biological process: response to metal ion. The record is from RefSeq and is a predicted model, not a curated record. NCBI's taxonomy places the organism in Eukaryota, Viridiplantae, Streptophyta, Magnoliopsida, Fabales, Fabaceae.
GCAGGAGGGAGCUUGAUAGGGACGCGCAGCAGGAUAUAAGAACUUGCCAAAAUGGCUUCCAUAAUAUGCUCCUCCUCCACGCUACGACGUCGUUUGCCCCUCGUCGGCGCGUUUUGCAUGCUCAGUUUGGGACUCUCCAAUCUCUACACACCCCUCAAAACGGGGUGCGUUCAAUCUCUCUUACGAUCCAAGUUGGGUAUUCGAACCCAGUCCUGCAUCAGAAUGGAAGGGAGUAACACCACCGUGCCCAGCAUUGUUGUCUAUGUCACUGUUCCCAACAAAGAUGCAGGUAAGAAGUUGGCUGAAAGCAUCGUCAAAGAGAAGCUUGCUGCUUGUGUCAACAGGGUACCGGGUAUUGAAUCGGUGUACCAGUGGGAGGGAAAGAUCCAAACUGAUUCUGAGGAACUUCUUAUAAUCAAGACUAGGCAAUCCCUUCUGGAGGCACUGACAGAGCAUGUCAAGGCUAAUCAUGAAUAUGAUGUGCCAGAGGUGAUCUCCUUACCCAUCACCGGGGGCAAUCUUAAAUAUUUAGAGUGGAUUAAAGAGAGCACAAGGGACUGACUAUCAAGUUUAUAGCCUGAGGUGUGGUUUCCAGAGUUAUUCUGCUGGUGUGUUAAAUAAAGUCAGUUUGUCAUCUAUGUAAGGCAAUGAGAAUAUUAUGUAGAGGAUGAUGAUCGGUCUUGUAUUACUGCUAGUGGAUGUAAUAGGUUGACUAUGAUUAUAUGUGAAUAGACCUUUUCUUUGUGAUUUUAUGCACAUUUGGCAUUUUGUUUCUUA